Molecule: messenger RNA, 1796 nt
Organism: Sorghum bicolor (sorghum)
Lineage: Eukaryota; Viridiplantae; Streptophyta; Magnoliopsida; Poales; Poaceae
Exons: 4
Coding region: 129-1559 (476 amino acids)
Molecular function (GO): protein binding
Source: RefSeq, a predicted model, not a curated record
CUCUCUUCCCCUUCAACUCCGCCCGUGCCUGCGCUUACUCAUCCGUCGCCGUGCGAGGUUCCAAUGGCUCUGAUGCUUUCCGUACCCGUCCCCUUCCGCAUGUUCUUGAUUCCCUUAUCGAUUCUUUCAUGCUUUUGGGUUUAAGAUUUGUGAAGAAGAACCAUCCAGUGCGUUUGAUAGCAAUCAAUCAAAGGAUGGCAAGAGUCCAAGUAUCAGCGCCAUGGUCGUGGCUUCCGUCAGAGCUCCUUGGCCUGGUGUUCCUCCACCUCCGGACGCGCGCUGACCGAGCCGUCUUCCCUGCCGUCUGCCGCGCGUGGUGCUCUGCGGCGCGGCAGUGCCACCUGCCCCAGCCGUCGCCGGUGCCAUGGAUCAUGCUUCCUGGUGGUAGUGCCACCAGCUUCCCUCGCGGUGAGACCUUCCAUCUCCCAGACGGCGCAAGCUACCACAACUCCUGUGGCGAGUGGCUGCUCCUGUCGCGCAGUGGCUAUGGCUACUUCCUGAUGAACCCCUUUACCAAAGCCACUGUGCCGCUUCCCAGCCUGUAUUCGUACAGCUACUACCGAGAGCCUGUAGAUUUCGCCGAAGACUAUAUGGUCCAAGAGAAUAACAGGCCAGGCACGUGGGGCUACAAGUGCCGUCAUGACAUAUCUGUAGUCUCGCUAGUUGUGUGCUCCACACGCCUCAUCGCUGCCAUAGUCGCUGUUGGGGAUCUUGGUACAAUUGCGCUGUGCCGACCAGGGGCUGUUGCAUGGUCAGUGAGCGCACGUGAGCAGUGCAGGUGGCUCUCACACAUGGUCUUCUUCCAAGGGAAACUCUACGCUCUAGAUAGAAACAAUGGCUCUGAGGAUCUUAUUUCCAUUGACAUUGUCGAUGAGCAUGACAACAGUGUGCCAAGGGUGUCUAGAAUUGAGCGCCUCAUUGAGGGAAUUUCCUUGCCACCCCAACAAGAUAUCAUGCGCAGGUGUUACCUUGUUGAAUCCCAUGACACACUGCUAAUGAUCCGCAGAAAACUUCCAUACAAAAGGGAGCACUGCAGAGCAAGAAGCUACAUCAUUCGUGUGGCUGGUAUUGAAGUGUUCGAGGCCAAUUUUGAGCAGCACUUGUGGACUGCGGUGAGGACUCUGGGUAAUGACCAAGCGUUGUUCCUUGGGCAAGGGUGCUCCAGAGCUGUCCGUGUGUCUCCCUAUGAUCUUUCACGGGACUGUAUCUUCUUCCUGGAUGAUUAUAUCAACUGGUAUUGGAAAUGGAAGAGAGAAACUACAUCUUGUGGAUUGUAUGACAUGAAAGAUGAGAAGAUUUAUUUGCCCUUGCCUAUGGUAUCAUGGAGGAGUAAAAUAUUGCCAGCAACCUGGAUAUUCUCACAGGGAUCGCAGGAGAAUGAGGUGGUAGCCCAACCUGAGGAGCCAGAAGUGGUGGUGCAGGAGGCCACCGAGGAAGAAGAGCAAGAAGAGGAACUGCAGGAGUGCCCGGAUCAUCAUCCUAGCUCAUUUGAGAAAGAUGGUCAAAUGUACUAUGGGUAUUGCAUUAACUGUCUCUACCCAGUUAUAGGUGAUGCAUAGACCAAGGGCGUGAUCACUCUAUCUUAUCUUUUGCUGUUGUAGUGGAUCAAACUUUGACACUGUAAUCGAACUAAGUGUGUGUGGUUUUAAAACUAUUUGCUUUUGCUAUCACUUUAAGACUUGGUAUUGUAAUAACUCUCUGAUGUAAUCGAUUUAUCUGUGAACUUUGUGUAACUUAUGGACAACGAUCGGUUGAAAAGUUUGAGAUCCUUCAAGAUUUUAUGGACUUAAGUCCAA